CUAAAAUAUGAAAAAUAGUAUUAAUAGACCCGGCUCUUGCUUUUGUAUGUGGUCUUUCUCUUUGAACUUCCAAUUUAUCUCUUAACCAACCAAAACACGAUUCCAUAAAUUUUCCCGAGAAAAAUCUAAAAUUUCUCCAAAGAAAAAAAAAAAAAAAAAAAAAAAAAAAAACAAAGAGAAGAAUUGAAGUUGAGUCGAGCUCCGAUCCCCUCGCCCCGCCUCUCUAAAGCCCUAUCCCAGCGCGAGUUAGGGUUUGGGAUUGGAGUCGACGAUGUAUAGCAAUUUCAGGGAGCAAGCGAUUGAGUACGUGAAACAGGCCGUUCAGGAAGACAAUGCUGGGAAUUACGCAAAGGCCUUCCCUUUGUACAUGAACGCCUUGGAGUAUUUCAGAACCCACUUGAAGUACGAAAAGAAUCCUAAGAUCAAAGAGGCCAUCACCCAGAAGUUCACCGGAUAUUUGCGCCGCGCCGAGGAGAUCCGAGCCGUGCUCGAUGAUGGAGGUCCCGGAACCGGCUCCAAUGGUGAUGCGGCGGUGGCGACGCGGCCGAAGACCAAGCCCAAGGACGGGGAUGGUGGAGAUGGGGAGGAUCCAGAGCAGGCCAAGUUGCGGGCGGGGCUCAAUUCGGCCAUUAUUAGGGAAAAACCCAAUGUGAAGUGGAACGAUGUGGCCGGCUUGGAGAGCGCAAAGCAGGCAUUACAGGAGGCUGUCAUAUUACCUGUGAAGUUUCCGCAAUUCUUUACAGGGAAAAGACGACCAUGGAGAGCUUUUCUUUUGUAUGGGCCACCUGGAACUGGGAAGUCAUACUUGGCCAAAGCCGUUGCAACUGAAGCAGAUUCCACAUUUUUCAGUGUUUCAUCUUCAGACCUGGUUUCGAAGUGGAUGGGUGAAAGUGAAAAGCUAGUUUCUAAUCUUUUUCAAAUGGCACGCGAAAGUGCUCCAUCCAUAAUCUUUGUUGAUGAAAUAGAUUCCUUAUGUGGUCAUCGUGGAGAGGGCAAUGAGAGUGAAGCUUCUAGACGUAUUAAGACUGAACUGCUUGUGCAGAUGCAGGGUGUUGGACAUAAUGAUCAGAAAGUUCUUGUUCUUGCUGCAACAAAUACUCCCUAUGCUCUAGACCAGGCCAUCCGGAGGCGUUUUGAUAAGCGUAUAUAUAUUCCUCUUCCAGAUUUGAAGGCUCGGCAGCAUAUGUUCAAAGUGCAUCUAGGAGAUACUCCUCACAAUUUGGCAGAAAGUGAUUUUGAAAUCUUAGCUCGCAAGACAGAAGGCUUUUCUGGAUCUGAUAUUUCUGUUUGUGUUAAAGAUGUUCUAUUUGAACCUGUUCGUAAAACCCAAGAUGCCAUGUUCUUUGUUAAGACUAAUGAUAUGUGGGUGCCAUGUGGACCAAAGCAACAUAAUGCUGUCCAAAUCACCAUGCAGGAGCUGGCAACACAAGGCCUUGCUUCAAAGAUCCUUCCACCUCCUAUCUCGAGAACAGAUUUUGAUAAGGUGCUUGCCAGACAGAGGCCUACAGUGAGCAAAGCUGACUUAGACGUCCAUGAGAGAUUCACAAAGGAGUUUGGAGAGGAAGGCUGAUGAGUUUCUCUGUGAUUAUAUCACAUGGAUCCAUGCUUGUAAGCAACGAUCACCUGUGUUUAUAAGUUGCUGCUGGAUCUAAUGAAUUAUUUACUCAUUAGCUUCUUCAAAUGGGGAAGGCGACAUCACUUCCCUUUCCUGUAUUGAAAUGAAAUACUGAGAAUUUGAUACUUGUUGGACUGCUUGUUUCAAAAAUUGUGUAAAGUAGAGUUCACAAAAAUAUAUUCCAAAUUGUUGAUGCAUUGACGAUA
Molecule: messenger RNA, 1821 nt
Organism: Ziziphus jujuba (common jujube)
Lineage: Eukaryota; Viridiplantae; Streptophyta; Magnoliopsida; Rosales; Rhamnaceae
Product: protein SUPPRESSOR OF K(+) TRANSPORT GROWTH DEFECT 1
Exons: 9
Coding region: 272-1570 (432 amino acids)
Biological process (GO): vacuole organization; endosomal transport
Molecular function (GO): ATP hydrolysis activity; ATP binding
Source: RefSeq, a predicted model, not a curated record